CUAGUCAUACGGCACGGCUACUGUUAAAUUUGCUCCUGUAACUUUUUUCUUGUGACAAUAUACAAAUUACAAAUAUAGAUGGCUGUUUCUAAAAUACCAACAUUUAGGAUGGGUUGAAGUUAAAAGCUGGUAGUUCCCCCCCAACAGCAAGUGGAGACCCAAAAUACCAUUUCUACCUCACCUAUUUAUUCAUUCUACCAGCCUUUUCCACAACUUCAACAUUUUAUAAAAAUUCUACACUACAUUAUGAAUGCAGGAAAAAAUUGCCGUCAUUGUCUGGACAUUGCCAUAUUUUUAUAAAUAUAAUAGGACGACUAUUUUUUACAAAAAAAAAAGCUCAGACUGCCACAUCUCAGGAUAAACUGCGCUUUCUGCCAUCUUUAACAUUGGUGACCAUCUUACCAGACAACAUUGAAUACCCUAGUGCCUUUCUUAUCAUUUUCAUUCCAUGAAAACUCAUUCCCAUCUCGGUUGUUUUCAUAUCAUCGUCAGCAAUUGAGAACAACUAUGAAGCCUUUAUAAAGAAAAGAAAUUUAGUAUGCAAUUUUAUUCAUCAUCAUCUUCAGUUCUUCCAAGAAAGUAAUAAGAAGAAAGUAUUUGAAAAAGUAAAAUUUUUCGAGACACUUGCAAUUAUUUUUAUUCAAAGUACAAGCAGCUUUUAUUGUAACUUGCUGAUCUCCGGUGCCAAAAUAUUUGUAAUACUCCUUAUUAGACAAGAUCUGAUGUAAUUGAAGAUCUUCAGUCUUUACAAAGUUAGAGCCAGUUCAUCUACUGAAUGUCAAUGCUGAUUGUCUAAUGAAUGGAGCCGCUAUUUAAAGAUUCGUUAAUGAAUAGGAGGAACCUAGUGUGUGUGUGUUAACACAGCAAGCACAGCACACAUAAAGAGUUGGUGCCUGUGCUUGUGAUGAACCAAGGCCUGGCCAUGUCGCUGUCCAGAGUGCGCUUUGACGCUGGGAUGUGCGUCACCUGUGGCCAACUGCAUGAAGCUCAUGGGACCCACCUGUAUGACUACCAUCAACAGGUGGACGAGGACCUGAUGUGUCAGAUAUGCCUGCAGCCUCUAGUCACCCCUGUGGACACGCUGUGUGGGCACACGUUCUGCAGCAGGUGUAUCCACAACUACCUAGCAUUACAACAACAGUGCCCCAUUGACCGCAAAGUAUUAACCCUCUCUGACUGUCAGCCGUCAAGUAUUUUAGUUCGUAGGUUGUUGGACAAGUUGCUGGUGGUGUGUCCAAAUGUAGACUACUGUGAAGAGGUGCUGACCAGGUGUGAAUUGGAGGCCCAUUUACUUCAUAGGUGUCGGGGUGCAGUAACGCGGUGCAUCAAGUCCAGUCUAGGGUGCUCGUUCCAGGGUCCCAGGAGUGCUCUACAGUCCCACCUCUGGGAAUGUCCUUACAGGGAUCAAAAUGCUGGUAAAAACCCAGUGACUGAGGGUGAGGUGUCCACUAUAGAAGUUCAGAGAAAGGAGGGAGAAAAUUUGGGAGUGGCUGUUGUUGGAGGCUGUGACACCCCAUUGGUGUGUACAGUGAUACAAGAGGUGUUUGCUGAUGGUGCUGUGUCUCAUGAUGGCCGCCUUAUAGCAGGGGACCAGAUUCUAGAGGUGAACGGUGAGGAUCUAACCCAGGCCACCCACCACCAAGCCGUGGCCAUCCUGGCCCAGUUUUUUCCUGUCUGUCGGCUCACAGUUUACAGGGAGAGGGCUGAGGAAAGUCGGCCCAUUGAAAAAGAAGAGAUUCUAAAGAUAACUCUGUCAAAAGUGAAAGGGAAACCACUGGGCAUCAAGUUAGUUGGCAAAAGAAAUGGCCCAGGGGUCUACAUCCUAACACUGAUACCUGGCUCACUUGCUUCUUGUGACGGGAGACUCAAGAUGGAUGAUCGGGUUCUAGAAAUCAAUGGCCAAGAUGUGUCUUAUGGAACCCAGGAACAGGCCGCUUCCAUUAUUGUGGCCAGCCAGCCGCGUGUCCAGUUUGUGGUGGCCAGAAAGUCCAGGCCGCAGACGCCGGACAUUAUCAGAUCAGCGGCGGAGCACAACAAGUACGCAGCCUUCACGGAUGACCACGAGAAGCCUGUCUCACCCCUGUGUUACACCUGCAAGGAGAAGAUUGUCACUAUUAACAAGGACCCCACAGAAACAUUAGGGGUCAGUAUCGCAGGUGGUCUGGCCAGCCAUAGAGGUGACAUACCUGUCUACAUCACCAACAUUAAUCUGGAUGGCUGUGUAGGUCGCACUAAUGUGCUCAAGAAGGGGGAUGUCCUAGUGUCCAUCAACAACACAAGCCUUCUAAACAUGACACACCUGGAGAGUGUCAAGCAGAUCAGGGCAAGUUCAGAGGUCAAGGUUCUCACUCUCAGGGUCAUUGACUCAAGGGAAACAACUCAGGGAGACCACAAUUUUACACCAUCUUGGAUCUACUGGCUUCAGAUGCCACAGUCUGUCCGUCUAGUCAAAACUAUCACACUGCUGAGAUCACCUGCUGGGAGUCUAGGCUUCUCCAUUGUAGGGGGCGCUGAUUGCAGCCAUGGUUGUCUGCCCAUUUUUGUCAAGUCUGUGGUCCCAGAUACUCCUGCAUCCAAAGAUGGCAGAUUGAAGUGCGGAGACAUCCUGCUGUCAGUCAAUGAACACAACCUACGAACCAUCAGCCACGCGGCCGCUGUCGAGAUACUCAAACAUAUAGAUGGUGCUGUCACCCUCUCUGUGGUCUCCUGGCCAGGCACUGUGGUUUGACAUGAACUAAGCUGCCUGAGUGGGUGUUUGAAUUAAAUUAUUUCCCUUGCCUGAUAUUUCCACACAGCUGUCUUAACAUGUAUAAAAAGGGGAGUCAACCUUGGCUUUAAUUUAACAAAAUGUAUUUUUGUAUGUAGCACUAAUUUAAACUUAUAACUGCUCAAGUUGAUAUACACUGUAUUAUAUGUUGUUAGCAUUUGAUACAUAGUCAAAAUGUCAAGUGUUACAUAUGUUUAUAAUACAUUUUAUUUUAAAUUUAGAAUGUCAAAUUUUUAUUUUAAGAUAAUGGUCAUUGCAUUCUCUUGUUUAAAAAAAAAAUUAACUUUACCUAAUUUACUUUGGCUGAAUGUUUAUGAAGUGUAAAUCUAGUUUAUUUCUAUUCAAUGUUGUUGCUAUUUUGCUACACAUAAUAAUUUGAUGUAAAUAAAAAUGGGUUUCAGUUUACGUAAAGUAUAAUUGAAAAAAAGUAGGAUUAUAAUUACAAGAAAAAAUCAUUUAUUACGCAAACAGAAGUCUGCUUAGCUGUGAUUGGCUCAAAACACGACAUAGUAGAAGAUAGCUGUGAUGUUUUAUACACUAAGAGAAACAACAUAGCGAGGUCUGUAUUUAUUCAGAUUUUUGUCUUACAGGAGUUGGUUUUUUUUACCACAAGUCAAAACAAUCUUACAAAAAAUUAUUUUAAGUGUGGCCUUUUCAAUUGUUUUGUGUAAGAUUACAUUUUAAAUUUUAUUCCUAAUUUUUUUUUUUAUUUAAAACUUUUAUUUACACCUGUUAGCACAACUUCUGAAGGUUUAGUACAAUAUUUUAAGUUUUGGUACAAUAUCUGAAGGUUUUUAGUAUUAUGUAAGAGAGAAAUACAAUUUAAAAUGUUAGAAAAAUAUCAAGAAGUCUGUUAAUUUUAUAAAAGAGAAAACUACAGUUUAAUGUGUUUAAAAAAAUAUCUAAGGGUUAUUAGCGUUGUCAAACAAGAGGAAAGCCGACUAUUUUAGAAAAAUAGUUGAUAUUUUUUAUAAAAGUUUAUUGUAACAGAAUAUAACUUGAUAUAUAUACAGAUUUAAUACAUAUUCUAAAUAGAUAAAAUAGUUCAGUUGCAGAAAAAUAGCUCAUAUUUUUAUUUAAAAAAUUGCAUACAAAUUUUAAAAAUUAUUUUGUUUUAUUAUACAUUAUUUUGAAUAAUUUAUAUUUAUAGAGAUAUAUAACUGAACACAGUAAAGAAAUUUCUAAUAUUUUUAGAUUAACUAGACACAUUCUUAAAACAAUAACUUAAGUCAUAUCACCAAAAUGUUUACAUUACAGGCACAGAGUGAGACAAUAGCCUACAGUAUUACCUGAACUUUAUAAUUUACAAUCUAAAAAUUGAAAUCGCUUAACGUCUCAGCAACAUAUUUAAUUAAAUAUUAACAGAAUUAAAAUGUGUAGUCAUUGUGAUUGCUCAAAUCUAUGUUUGCUUUUUUCUUUGAGCCAUUUGUAGUCAGUAUUUGAUAAAAUCUAGUCGCCCUGAAUCCUAGAGAGUAAUUUAGCCUUGUAUAGUCAUCAGGCAGUUCAAGCUUAUCUCAUGCAAUCAUUGA
Messenger RNA from Physella acuta, 4296 nucleotides. RefSeq names its product E3 ubiquitin-protein ligase LNX. The record is from RefSeq and is a predicted model, not a curated record. Gene Ontology annotation, molecular function: zinc ion binding; protein binding. NCBI's taxonomy places the organism in Eukaryota, Metazoa, Mollusca, Gastropoda, Physidae.